AUGUACACUUUUCAACCAGAAGUACGUCUCGCAAAUGGCUCCAACCAUGCUAAAGGAAGAGUGGAGUUCUUGUAUAGUGAAUCUUGGCGAACUGUCUGUGGUGCCUCGUGGGAUCUAAGAGAUGUAAGAGUGGUUUGCAGAAUACUGGGGUUCGACGGUGCCCUGGCUGCGACACGAUCAGCAAGGUUUGGUCAGGGUGCUGGUGAUGUUCUUCGUGUCGAUUGCUGGGGAACAGAAGACAGCCUGGCCGACUGUCCAUACUUUGGGGCCAGCAUUCCGUGUGGACAUCACAUGGACGCAGGUGCCGUAUGUUAUUUAGGAGCCCAUCCGAACCCAUUCCAAGUUCGGCUUGUCAAUGGAUCGGACAGUGCUAAAGGCAGGGUAGAGGUCUUGCGGGACGGAUCAUGGGGAACUGUUUGUGGUGUUGGCUGGGAUCUGAGAGACGCGAGGGUAGUCUGCAGGAUGCUGGGGUUUGAUGGAGCAUUGGACGCACCGGGGUCUGCAAGGUUUGGUCAGGGCUCUGUUCGUAUUCUUCUAGAUAGGGUCAACUGUGACGGAACAGAAGACAACCUUGCAGAAUGUGGUUAUUCCGGGAAUGCACGUUACUCAUGGAGUCAUACAAGUGAUGCAGGUGCCAUGUGUUACUCAGGAGACCCAUUUAAAGUACGUCUUGUCGGUGGGUCUAACGAUGCUGUAGGCAGAGUAGAACUCAUGCAUGGUGGAUCUUGGGGAACUAUAUGUGACGACAGCUGGGAUCUGAGAGACGCGAGGGUGGUUUGUAGAAUGCUGGGGUUUGGUGGAGCCUUGGACGCACCGGGAUCUGCUAGGUUUGGUCAGGGCUCUGGUCGUAUUAUUCUAGAUGUCGUCGGAUGUGACGGAACAGAAGUAAACGUAGCAGAAUGUAUUCAUCGAGGGAUUGGAGUACAUUACUGUGGACAUGAUGAAGAUGCGGGCGCUAUUUGUUACAAUGGAGCCCAUCCAAAUCCUCUCGGAAUAAGGCUCGUCGAUGGAUCCAGCAAAGCUGAAGGAAGAGUGGAGGUCUUCUACGAUGGGUCCUGGGGAACUAUCUGUGAUAAUGGCUGGGAUCUCAGAGACGCGAGGGUCGUCUGCAGAAUGCUGGGGUUUGAGGGAGCCUUGGACGCACCGACAUCUGCAAGGUUCGGUCAGGGAUCUGGGGAUAUACUUCUCAAUCUUGUUGGUUGUGACGGAACGGAGGGAAAUCUUGCGGACUGUGCACAUCUUGGGUUAGGUGUCAAUUACUGCAGACAUGAAGAGGAUGUUGGUGCCAUCUGUUACUCGGGAGCCCAUCCAAACUCUGUUGGAGUACGGCUCAUGGGUGGAUCCAACAGUACUGAAGGCAGAGUGGAGAUCAGAUACAACGGCACCUGGGGAACAGUUUGCGACGAUGGCUAG
Molecule: messenger RNA, 1413 nt
Organism: Strongylocentrotus purpuratus (purple sea urchin)
Lineage: Eukaryota; Metazoa; Echinodermata; Echinoidea; Camarodonta; Strongylocentrotidae
Product: deleted in malignant brain tumors 1 protein-like
Exons: 5
Coding region: 1-1413 (470 amino acids)
Cellular component (GO): membrane
Source: RefSeq, a predicted model, not a curated record